Vicia faba (fava bean) is the source of this 867-nucleotide messenger RNA. NCBI's taxonomy places the organism in Eukaryota, Viridiplantae, Streptophyta, Magnoliopsida, Fabales, Fabaceae. The record is from the annotation of a GenBank genome assembly.
AUGGUGGUGCCUUUGGUUAAUGAUGAUCCAAUGAUUGACAAUGAAACUGAAGAUUCGGUUGAGGUGCCGUCAGAUUCAGAUUCAGAAGAAGAUGUAAAAUUAGCUGAACCCUCAAAAACUGCAGUGAACAACAGAGAAGCGAUAUUAGAUAAACUUGGAGACAUAAGCUGGCCCGAGAAUGUGGAUUGGAAGCACAAGCUCUCCAUUGAUAUUGAUCAAGAGCAAGAAGUAGAUGUGAACGAUGACUUGGCUCGAGAGCUAUCGUUUUACACACAGGCAUUGGAGGGAACUAGGCAAGCCUUUGAGAAGCUUGAGUCAAUGGGUCUCCCUUUCUUGAGACCUGCCGAUUAUUACGCAGAAAUGGUGAAGGCAGAUAGUCAUAUGGAAAAGGUGAAAAGUCGGCUGUUAGAAGAGAAGCGGAAGAUGGAAGAGGCUGAUGAGAGAAGAAAGGCUAGGGAAGCAAAGAGAUUGUCCAAAGAGAUUCAGUCACAGAAAUUGAAAGAAAGGGCUAAGCAGAAAAAGGAAGACAUUGAGUCUGUUAAGAAGUGGAGGAAGCAGAGACAACAAAGCGGGUUUGCUGACGGCGGCGAUGGUCCAGAUAAGGCUUUGGGCUUUGAAGAUGGAAAAGUGUUUGAGAGAUCAAAGAAAAAAAGGCCCGGAGUGUCUCCAGGCGAUCGUUCAGGAGGUAAGGCAAAGCAAGCCUUUGGAAAGGGAUCGAAGAUGCAAAAGAAAAGAGAUACUAAGAAUUCCAAAUUUGGUUUUGGAGGCCGGAAGGGAUCAAAGAAGCAGAAUACAGCUGACACAACUAAUGAUUUUGGUGGAUUCAGUAAGGGUGCUGGUGCUGGAAAUAAGAAGAGGAAGAGAUAA